Lycium ferocissimum is the source of this 1351-nucleotide messenger RNA. RefSeq lists its product as uncharacterized. Lineage: Eukaryota; Viridiplantae; Streptophyta; Magnoliopsida; Solanales; Solanaceae. The record is from RefSeq and is a predicted model, not a curated record. The transcript has 2 exons. The coding region runs from base 104 to 1111 and encodes 335 amino acids.
CCGUAGCCGGGCAAUCCAACCAAGCAUAAAUAUAUGAGCUAGCUCACACUCAACUAACUCAUUAAGGUUCUUCAGAAUUUCACUUUUGGAACCAAAGUAGAACAUGAUGAACAGAACCAGCACAAAACCCCUGAGGAGAUCAGGGACAUCUCUAGUAGCAACGAAAAGAUUGAAUAAUACCUCUUCGUUCUCAAUGGGACAAGCUCCACUCUCAGCUGCAAAGACCAAGGAUGGUAACCAGCCAUCUCCCACUCCAACCUACAUAGAGUUCCCAACAUCUCCCCAGCCACCUGAUGAUCACACCGGGUAUCAUGCUAAUCACAAUGGAACCAUUGUUCAUCAUACUCACUCAAAGCACCCACUUGCAGAGAUUACUCUCUCGGAACUAUUUACUUGCUCAGGUUGCAAGGAGUUUGGCACUGGCCGUAGGUAUGCAUGCCAAGAUUGUGAUUAUCAGCUUCAUCACUUCUGUGCCUUAUCACCACCCUCUCUUAAGGCUCAUCCUUUCCAUGGCCAGCACCAACUCGUCUUCCAUGCUAAACCCAGACAAGUUAACGCUGGAAUAGCGUGGCCAAGGUGUGAUGUCUGCUCCAAGUCCACCAAAGGAUUCACAUUUAGAUGUAGAGUCAACUCCUGUAAUUUCCAGAUGCAUCCAUGUUGUGCCAUGCUUUCUACCGAGAUUAAAUUUCCCAAUCAUCAGCACCGACUAAAAGUCUUACCACCAGGAAACGCUUUGUUGGGUGGCGCUGGUGGUGGUCAUGAUCAAGCAGGAAUUGUAUGCGGUGAAUGCAAGCAGAAAAGAUCAUCAGGUCGCGUGUACAGCUGCACAGUCUGUGACUACCAUCUUCAUGCACUGUGUGCUAAGUCCAUGAUCAAUGGCCUCCAAGAAUAUGGAAUCAAGCCUCCUGAGAAGCCCAAUAUGCUUGGGACUGCUGCUCGUGUUGCUUCUCAGGUUUUUAUCAAAGCUAUUGGCGGUCUUAUUGAAGGAUUUGGAGAAGGGGUCGGAGAAGUUCUGGUUCAGAAUAUUGGGAGAGGAAGAAGAAGGAGUAACAGAAGAAGAAUGGAUGAAGCAUGCCCCAAUCCACAGGCAGCACCAUUCCCUCCCAAAUAAUAUUUCCAAACCCCUUCCCCUCCAUUUUCUUUCACUCUCAAGAAAGUGGAACAAAAUGCAAAUAAAUAUUCCUUAUCAUUAUUAUGCUUAAAAGAACAUAAGAAUUUCUUUGUUAAAUUGUUUAAUAGCUUAACUUGUUGAAGCUUUUUAAUGAUGCAGAAUGAAUAAAUUUCUAGAUAUUACAAAAAGGAUGCAUGUCACAUAAUAUAUAACAAGAAGUAACAUUUUGCUUCGCUAUCA